UCCCUGCCCGGGGAUCCCGUCCCAUCCCUGCCCGGGGAUCCCGUCCCGUCUCUGACCGGAGGUCCUGUCCCAUCCCGUCCCUGCCCGGGGGUCCCAUCCCGUCCCUGCCCGGGGGUCCCGGCCCGCCCGCCGCGGGUCGGCAGUGCCAGACGGCCGCGGUGCGCCGGGCGGCGGCGGAGCGGGAGCCCUGCGGGAGAGCGAGGCGCGGUGAGUAAGGAGCCGACGGGCCCGCGCAAAACAGGGGUUACUGCCCUCCCUGGCGGAAGCAGCGAUGGAGGCGGCAGAAUUAAAGCUGCUCCCGCUGGACCCGGGAGAUGAGGGCACCCAGCGGUGCCGCUUGGGACCUGCCGCGCUCUCCUUCCUGGGAGUCAGGAUCGGCGCCCCGCUGAGGAUCUCGGUGCCCGGCGGCUGCUGCGUGUGCACGGCGUGGCCGCGGCACGACCUGGCGGACGGGUACGUGCAGGCCGACCUGAGCGUCAGCACGGCGGGGCUGGCGGCGCGGGCCCUGCGCGGCCUCUCGCUGAGCGUGCGCCGGCUGCAGCCGCUGCCCUGCCGACAGCUGCGGACUGCCACGGCCACAGUGGUCCUCAAGAGCGCCGCGCUGAAGAAGUCCACUUCCAGAGCGGUGUUGCAGGACACAAUCCGAGAACUGCUAAGAAAUGUGUAUGUUUUGCCUCGUUAUGUUGUCACUGUUGCCCCAAGUCCCGAAAAUCCCGUGGUGUAUAUUGAAAUACUGUCUGCAUCUCCUUUGAACGAGGGAGCUGGAUUGAUAACUCCCCAAACAAGCAUAAAAAUUAAGGAGGUGAUCACUUUAGAAUGGUACAGACAUCUAUCAGAAGACACUGCAAAAACUUCAAUUGCAGGACUGGAUGAUGUGGGGAAGUCUUUGAAAGAAAUUAUUGAUCUGCCUUUCCGCUUCCCCAAAACCUUCAAGAAGCUGGGCCUCUCUGUCCCUAAUGGAGUGCUACUAAUUGGGCCCCCAGGAGUAGGGAAAACUCUCGUGGUAAAGGCAGUGGCAAAAGAGCUGGGUGCGUAUCUGUUCGGCGUCAGUGGCCCUGCCCUCCAUGGUUCCAGACCAGGAGAAAGUGAAGAGAAUUUACGAAGAGUCUUUGAAAAGGGCAGAGAGAUGUCGAACGAGGGCCCAACCAUUCUGUUUUUUGAUGAGAUUGAUUCUCUGUGCCCAAAGCGAGGAGGUUCCAACAGUGCUCCUGAGGAUCGCGUUGUUGCUCAGCUGCUGACCCUGCUGGACGGUGUAGGCAGUGAGGGUAAGAUGGUCAUUGUGGCAGCGACCAACAGGCCGGAUGCCUUAGACCCUGCGCUGAGAAGACCUGGCAGGUUUGACAGAGAGGUUAUUAUUGGGACCCCAACAGUCACACAGAGAAGAUCCAUCCUGCAGUUGCUUACAUCUGAUAUGCCCAUUUCUGCAGAGGUUGAUGUGGCUAAGCUGGCAGAAAUGACCACUGGGUAUGUUGGAGCUGACCUCACAGCACUCUGCAGAGAAGCUGCUAUGCAGGCUGUGUCCCACAGCUCUUGGGAUUCAACUGAAACUGCACCCAUGAUUAACAUGGGAGAUUUCCAAGAAGCUUUUAAAAAAAUUCAACCAUCCUCUUUUCGAAGUGCAGUUGGACUAACAGAGUGUAAACCUGUGACUUGGGAGCAAAUUGGUGGUCUUGAAGAUGUGAAAUUAAAGUUAAAACAGAGUAUCGAGUGGCCUAUGAAGUUUCCUGAGGCGUUUGCCAGGAUGGGGCUGUCUCAUCCCAAGGGGAUUCUCCUCUAUGGCCCAUCGGGCUGUGCCAAAACCACGCUGGUGAGGGCUGUGGCCACCAGUUGUCACUGUUCCUUUCUCUCUGUGAGUGGUGCCGACCUCUUCUCCCCUUACCUUGGAGAUUCAGAGAAGAUUUUGUCUCAGGUUUUUCGCCAAGCAAGAGCAAAUACUCCAGCAAUAAUAUUCCUGGAUGAGAUUGAUUCUAUGCUGGGAUCUCGGGCACACUGCAGAGCUGGCCAUGGUGUCUCAGAGAGGGUUCUUUCUGUUCUGCUCAAUGAAUUGGAUGGGAUUGGGCUCAAAGUUACAGAGAGAAGAGGAGGCAAGCUACAGCUUGAGGCUCAGUGCCAAGAGCAAAGUGACGAGGAAAGAAAGCUAGAGUUUCAGGAAACUUUGAACAAAGAUUUCAUGGUAGUUGCUGCAACAAAUAGACCAGAUAUGCUGGAUGAUGCCCUGCUCCGUCCUGGAAGGCUGGACAAGAUGAUCUACAUUCCACCUCCAGACCUGAAGGGAAGACUUUCCAUUUUGAAAAUCUGCACCGAAAAAAUUCCAUUAGAUGCUGAUGUGUCAUUACAAGAUGUGGCAGUCCUAACAGACUUCUUCUCUGGAGCUGAUAUUGAAAAUCUGUGCAAGGAGGCUGCUUUGUUGGCAUUACAAGAGAAUGGACUUGAAGCAACUGUUGUAAAACAGGAACAUUUUGUGAAAUCGUUGAAGACUGUAAAACCAUCUUUAAACAUAAAAGACUUGGAAUUUUAUGAAAAAUUCUCUAAUCGAGAAUUAGCCUCUUAAAUCUAAAAAGGAGUGGAAUAAGUAUUUUUAAAUAUAUUACAAAGAUUUUGAAAAGGUUUGCAUCUUUCUGCUUUUUAAUACUAUACUUACUGUGGUACUCUAGUACUGUGAAAUACAGUAAAGUGUCACUUGUGAAAAGAGCUGUAAUUUCAAUAAUGAAUAAUAAAUUAAGAUCUUGUUUGCUUUGGGUAGGUUUACAUCAGAUGAAACAA
This is a messenger RNA of Prinia subflava (tawny-flanked prinia), 2763 nucleotides long. RefSeq names its product AFG2 AAA ATPase homolog B (gene AFG2B). The transcript has 8 exons. Gene Ontology annotation, molecular function: ATP hydrolysis activity; ATP binding. Bases 272 to 2551 code for a protein of 759 amino acids. The record is from RefSeq and is a predicted model, not a curated record. Lineage: Eukaryota; Metazoa; Chordata; Aves; Passeriformes; Cisticolidae.